This is a messenger RNA of Daucus carota subsp. sativus, 2549 nucleotides long. RefSeq names its product GDP-mannose transporter GONST2. Gene Ontology annotation, molecular function: GDP-fucose transmembrane transporter activity; antiporter activity. The record is from RefSeq and is a predicted model, not a curated record. The transcript has 10 exons. Bases 1015 to 2187 code for a protein of 390 amino acids. NCBI's taxonomy places the organism in Eukaryota, Viridiplantae, Streptophyta, Magnoliopsida, Apiales, Apiaceae. Gene Ontology annotation, cellular component: Golgi apparatus.
GCGAUCCACUACAUUCAUGUAUCUCUUAAUAUUUAUUGUGUUUUAAAUGUUAUAUGAGAAAUUCAACAUUCAAAAUUAAAACAAUUUUCCGUCACAGCUCGCUGAACAACGUGUAUCUUUUUCACGUUGGUUGAUUUUUUUUUCUUUUUUUAAAGUCAGAAAUAUUAUGACAACGCCAUUUGUAUUGGAAGCGGAAAUAAUCGUUAAAUAAUCAAAAUUUGAUUAUUCAUCGUCCAACCAUUUUUUUAGUUAGAUAGAUAAAGAAAUAUUCAUUAUAUUAAAAUUUAGCUGGAUACAAAGCGUUUAGCAGAAAAUAACUCUCAACAUAGGAAAAUUUUCUUUUUACUCUUUGUCGUUGGAUUUUUUAAAAGACAGUAUGUUUCAAGACGUUCUUGAAAUAUGAAUGCUAGGCCAUGAGCCCAUGACCCAUCUUUAAAAACAAAUACUCCAGUGCACUCUUGUUUAAAGAGGAGAUUCGAAUAGUUUGACUUUAAUCCUCGAAAUUUGUUCCCAUUCAAAUCGUUUGUAUAUUCGCGUUCUCACACCUGCAUUGUCGCUACAUUAAUCUCCCUUUCAUUUUUUUAUACAUCACGAACCCUAAUUAUAAUGCUCUAAUUACACAAAUAUGCUACACUAGACUCUACUAUCAUGCUCAUACUUGAGAUCCACGCUUCUCGCUUUGCUUUCUCCCGCAGUUUCACUCUCAUUCACGUUCUCUCUCACGCCUCUCCCGUCCUUUCUUCAUGUUCGCUUCAUCAUGCCACGUAUAUACGUGAUCGUUAAACAAUUGUUCUGCACUUUUUAAAAUUCGAAUAAAAUUGUUUUAGCCGUGUAAUAUUUUAGUGUUUGGUUAAGUUCUCGAGGUUUAAUUAAAUGUGUUUUAACUAACUUAAUGGUGAAUAUUGAUGAGUUGAUUGUAUAUAGUGAUUCAUUGCAUAAAUUAAUGGAGGUGAUGUGUGUUAUACAUACUACUACUCAGACUUCCCCUGGAUUUAUCUGUAUUAGAUCAGUUCCAUGCCGACCGAGCUGAAGUUGGAUACGGUUAUUUGCCAAGACAUUGAGGAGCUGGAAUUUAGGGCCUCAAAUGAUAAAGUGAAUGUGGUACACAAGCUGCUGGACACUUUCCUUUGGCAAGGGAAGUGGUCUAAGAACAAUAUAACGACGCCCAAAGAACGAAGAACGUCAAGUGAAAACAGGUUUUCUAGAGCAAAUCGAGCAGAAGCAGAUACCAAUGCUGGAACCAAUAGUACUGAAGGUAAGAGAGAGCAUGGAUCUGGAAGAAGCACUGGACCUCUAUUGUCUGGGACAGCAUACUGCAUUUCAUCUUGCAGCAUGAUAUUGCUCAACAAAAUUGUUUUAUCAAGUUAUGCCUUUAAUGCAGGCAUAUCAUUGAUGUUGUAUCAGAACCUCAUUAGCUGUAUACUAGUUGCUCUUAUGAGUUUGUUUGGAGCAGUCACAGUGGAGAAGUUGAACUGGAAACUGAUCCGGGUGUGGCUUCCAGUCAAUAUCAUAUUUGUGGCUAUGCUUGUAUCAGGGAUGUACAGUUUGAAAUUCAUAAAUAUUGCAAUGGUGACUAUUCUGAAGAACGUGACAAAUAUUUUAACAGCAAUUGGUGAACUAUAUAUUUUCCGAAAGCGUCAGAAUCAGCAAGUGUGGGCUGCCAUGUUUCUCAUGAUUAUCUCUGCAAUAACUGGUGGCAUAACAGAUCUCACAUUUGAUUCUGUGGGUUAUGCAUGGCAGUUUUCGAACUGUGUUCUGACUGCAAGCUACUCGCUUACCCUGCGCCGUGUCAUGGAUAAAGCAAAGCUGUUGACUGAUUCUGGAUCUCUUAAUGAAGUUUCAAUGGUUUUGCUAAAUAAUAUGUUAUCUUUACCAUUUGGCAUCUUCUUGGUUCUUCUGUUCAAUGAAUGGGACUAUGUAAUUAAUGCGGACGUAAUUAAGAUGCCUAUGUUUUGGGUGGUGGCAACAGCCAGUGGGGUACUCGGACUCUCAAUUAGCUUCACAUCUAUGUGGUUUCUUAAUCAAACUGGUCCAACCACCUACAGUUUGGUCGGUUCACUGAACAAGAUACCUAUCUCUAUAGUUGGCAUCGUAUUAUUUAAGGUUCCCGUCAGCCUCACAAAUCUCUUCAGCAUACUAUUCGGUCUAUUUGCCGGGGUCUUCUUUGCAAAGGCUAAAAUGGCCUGACCGGCCGUGGUUUAGUUUGCUAUAUAAAGCUGUCAAAGGAUAGAGAGAACACAAAUACUCAAAGGAUAGUCAGUAAUUUACAUGCUGCUGGAACUCGUAAGAAUUCUAAUGGCUACAACAUACACAGAAGGGAGCAUCUCAAAGUUGAAGACAAACAAGCAGUUAGUCUCAGAACUUAUACUUGAUAUAUAUUUUGUUUUCAUGUAAUAUUUCCAGAGGAUCAUCUAUGCUUUUGCACUUGCUUAUGCUCUUCCUGUUCAGUCUAUAUUUUACCAUUGUUGCUAGCUGGAAUUAAUUUUUGGUUAUAUCAUAUAUAUGUACAAAUUACAUUCUUGUACAUGAGUUCAUCAAAAUUUCCUUGA